Molecule: messenger RNA, 3781 nt
Organism: Populus euphratica (Euphrates poplar)
Lineage: Eukaryota; Viridiplantae; Streptophyta; Magnoliopsida; Malpighiales; Salicaceae
Product: plant/protein (DUF810)
Exons: 27
Coding region: 256-3573 (1105 amino acids)
Source: RefSeq, a predicted model, not a curated record
CAUAAAACUACAUUAAACAACUGACCUCAUCUGCGUCUCUCUCUCUCUCAACCAGAAAUCUCGCUCACUAAGCAACCAACCAUGUCAAAAACCAGCUGCCCUCAAAACUGACCGUUUCAGCUUCAUUUCUCACACCCUUUCUAACCUUCACAUUGACUCAUCCCUUUCUCCACAUCAUCUCUCUUCUUCCCAGAGAUCCAAAACUGUAAUAAAGUCAUCAAGUGGUGGAUAUUAACUUAAUUACUUCAGUUGGCCAUGGAAGAGGAAAAUGCCUUGGAGCUUUUACAAAGAUACAGGAGGGACCGGAGAGUUCUUUUAGAUUAUAUGCUUUCUGGUAGUUUAAUUAAGAAAGUUGUAAUGCCUCCUGGUGCGGUUACACUUGAUGACGUGGAUCUGGACCAAGUCAGUGUAGAUUAUGUUCUCAAUUGUGUUAAGAAAGGUGGAAUGCUUGAACUUUCGGAGGCUAUAAGAGAUUACCAUGAUAAUACCGGCUUACCCCAUAUGAAUAAUACAGGUUCAGUAGACGAGUUUUUCUUGGUCACAAAACCUGAAACUUCAGGUUCACCUCCAAAAAGGGCACCACCUCCUGUUCCUAUUUCAGCGCCAAAUCCUGUUUUUGCACCAUCGCCUGUUGUAUCCUUGGCAAGUGUAGCAAAGUCAGAAUCCUUUGACUCCACUGAAGUUCAAGAAUUGACUGACUCCAAUGAAGUUCGAGAAUUGACUGUUGAUGACAUUGAAGAUUUCGAGGAUGAUGAUGAUCUUGAGGUAGUUGAUAGUGUCAGAAUGUCAAGACGCAAUCCAAAUGAUGCUGCUGAUCUUGUUCCUAAAUUGCCCUCUUUUUCAACAGGUAUCACAGAUGAUGACCUCCGUGAAACUGCAUAUGAAGUGCUCUUGGCGUGUGCUGGAGCAUCAGGAGGCCUUAUUGUUCCAUCAAAAGAAAAAAAGAAAGACAAAAGGUCCAAGUUGAUGAGAAAGCUUGGACGUAGUAAAACUGAGAAUGCUGUGACCCAUUCUCAGCGUGCAACUGGAUUGGUUGCUUUGCUAGAAAACAUGCGUGCCCAGAUGGAGAUAUCCGAGGUAAUGGACAUAAGAACUAGACAAGGGCUGCUCAAUGCUCUUGCUGGAAAAGUUGGAAAACGAAUGGAUACCCUAUUGGUUCCACUGGAAUUGUUAUGCUGUAUUUCACGUUCAGAAUUUUCUGAUAAGAAAGCAUAUAUACGGUGGCAAAAAAGGCAGUUGUUUAUGCUGGAGGAGGGGCUUAUUAAUCACCCAGUUGUUGGAUUCGGUGAAUCUGGGCGCAAACCAAGUGAUUUGAGGAUUCUUUUGGCAAAGAUUGAGGAAUCUGAGUUCCGUCCAUCUUCUGCUGGUGAAGUCCAACGAACAGAAUGUUUGAGAUCUCUCAGAGAGAUUGCAAUACCACUUGCAGAGAGGCCGGCUCGGGGUGACUUAACUGGUGAGGUAUGCCAUUGGGCUGAUGGCUAUCACCUUAAUGUUAGACUGUAUGAGAAACUGCUUCUGAGUGUCUUUGACAUUUUGGACGAGGGGAAGCUGACAGAGGAAGUUGAGGAAAUUCUUGAGCUCUUGAAGUCAACCUGGCGUGUUCUAGGAAUUACAGAAACCAUCCAUUACACAUGCUAUGCAUCGGUAUUAAUUCGUCAGUAUAUCAUCACACAAGAGCAGGGGCUCCUAAAACAUGCCAUUGAGCAGCUGAAGAAAAUACCAUUAAAAGAACAACGCGGACCACAAGAGAGGUUACACUUGAAAAGUUUGCUUUCCAAAGUUGAAGGUGAAGAACUUCCUUUCUUUCAAUCCUUUUUAUCACCUGUUCAGAAAUGGGCUGAUAAGCAGCUAGGAGACUACCAUCUGAACUUUGCUGAGGACUCAUCAGUAAUGGAGGAUGUAGUGUUAGUUGCAAUGAUUACCCGGAGGCUUCUCUUGGAAGAAUCUGAAAUGGCAAUGCAACGUACAUCUGUCAUGGAUCACGAUCAGAUUGAAUCAUUCAUAGCAUCAUCCAUUAAGAAUGCAUUUACAAGGAUAUUAGUGGUUGUUGAUAAACUAGAUGCAAUGGAUGAGCAUCCUUUGGCAUUGCUUGCAGAAGAGAUAAAGAAACUUCUAAAAAAAGAAUCAACCAUAUUUACACCAAUUUUGUCACAGAGGAAUCCACAAGCAAUUGUUGUUUCAGCAUCACUUGUUCACAAGCUCUAUGGGAACAAGUUGAAACCAUUCCUUGAUGGCUCCGAACAUCUGACCGAGGAUGUUGUCUCUGUGUUUCCUGCUGCUGAUAGCCUUGAGCAGUAUAUAAUGGCACUCAUCACUUCUGCAUGUGGAGAGGGGAAUAUGGAAGUCAAAUUCCGCAAACUAACUCCAUAUCAGAUUGAAUCUAUAUCUGGAACACUGGUCAUGCGAUGGGUCAAUUCUCAGCUUGGACGAAUUUUGGGUUGGGUUGAGCGUACCAUUCAACAGGAGCGGUGGGAACCAAUAUCACCUCAACAGCGGCAUGGGAGCUCAAUUGUUGAGGUUUAUAGGAUUGUUGAAGAGACUGUUGAUCAGUUCUUUUCUCUUAAAGUUCCAAUGAGUUCCAAAGAGUUGAAUGGCCUGUUUCGGGGUGUUGACAAUGCAUUCCAAGUUUAUGCAAAUCAUGUCACUGACAAGUUGGCUGCUAAGGAAGACCUAAUUCCACCAGUUCCUAUUCUGACACGAUACAGGAAGGAAGCUGGAAUAAAGGCCUUCGUAAAGAAGGAACUGUUUGAGUCGAGGAUGCCUGAAGAGAUAAAAUCCAAUGAAAUUAAUGUUCCAGCGACAGCAACACUUUGUGUUCAGUUAAAUACUCUAUAUUAUGCAAUUAGUCAACUGAAUAAGUUAGAAGAUAGCAUUUGGGAACGAUGGAAUAGAAGAAAGCCUCGUGAGCAAUUUAUCAAGAAAUCCAUAGCUGAGAAUUCAGCAAGUUUCAAGCAGAAGGGAACAUUUGAUGGCAGUAGAAAAGAUAUAAAUGCUGCUAUGGAUCGCAUUUGUGAGUUUACUGGAACUAAGAUCAUCUUCUACGACUUGAAGGAACCAUUCAUUGAAAAUCUGUAUAAACCCGCUGUUCCUCAAUCUAGGCUGGAAGCAAUAAUUGAACCGCUUGACAUAGAACUAAAUGAACUCUGUGGUAUCAUUGUGGAGCCCCUCAGAGAUCGCAUUGUGACGAGUCUUCUACAAGCUUCACUGGAUGGCUUUCUCCGAGUUAUAUUGGAUGGAGGACCAUCACGGUAUUUCUGCACAGGUGAUGCAAAAAUAUUGGAAGAUGAUGUAGAAGUUUUGAAGGAAUUUUUUAUCUCUGGAGGAGAUGGGCUUCCCAGAGGAGUCGUUGAAAACCAUGUAGCACGUGCUCGACAUGUAAUCAAGUUGCACAGCUAUGAGACUCGAGAAUUAAUCGAGGACCUGAAAUCUAUAAGUGGGGUGGAAAGGCAGCGCGGUGGAAGCAGACUAGGCGCUGAUACCCCAACAUUGUUGAGGAUAUUAUGUCACCGGAGUGAUUCAGAGGCCUCCCAGUUUCUCAAGAAGCAGUUCAAGAUACCCAAAUCUUCAGUCUAGGAGAGCGCCUGUGUAGGUGAUGACAGGCAACUGUGUAUUUGUAUCAUUUCAUUUCUAUUCUUUUCCUCAGCCAACCGAUUCUCUCUUUAAGUUAUUUUCUUCACUAGUUUUUGUGGUGCUUUUACAAAUUCUGUAUUUUAUCUCUCGUUUUUAUUUUUUGUAAAGACAAAAUUGCAAUAAUUAAUCCGCUCUCUUUCUUUUCUUGUUA